This is a messenger RNA of Sinocyclocheilus grahami, 936 nucleotides long. RefSeq names its product P-selectin-like. Bases 37 to 936 code for a protein of 299 amino acids. Gene Ontology annotation, cellular component: membrane. The transcript is spliced from 7 exons. Gene Ontology annotation, biological process: cell adhesion. NCBI's taxonomy places the organism in Eukaryota, Metazoa, Chordata, Actinopteri, Cypriniformes, Cyprinidae. The record is from RefSeq and is a predicted model, not a curated record.
UUGAGAACGGACUGUUGAAAUGCAACUAGAGCUGCGAUGUACAAUAUUCUACUAACGACAAGUGCCUCUGUCGAAAGGAGACUAAAGAGAACCAUGGCUGGAGGUGUUGUGGUGCUUAAAACGACAUCUGUGCACAUAAGAGUUUUGAUACAUCUCUGCUUCAUAUUGGUCAGUGUUGAAGGAUGGACGUAUUACUGGACAGACAACAAGACAAUGUCCUGGAAUGAGACAAGAAAGUGGUGUCAAAAUCAUUACACAGACAUUGUGAUGGUCCACAAUGAAAAUGUAACACGUUUCCUUAAAGAAAAUGUGAAAAACAGAACAUCUCCCUACUACUGGAUUGGAAUGCAAAAGAUCAAUGGCACUUGGAUGUGGGUUGCCAAUGGACAAAUCAUGAAAUAUCAAAACUGGGCAACCAAUGAGCCCAACAACAACAAGUCUAAUGAAAACUGUGUGGAAUUGUACACCAGCAAAACAAACAAUAAUGGAAAGUGGAACGAUGACAACUGUCAAUUGGCAAAGUAUCCUUUAUGCCAAAAAGCACACUGUCCAAAUGAUACAUGCACUGAUAGAGAGGACUGCAAAGAGCAAGUCAGCAGCUUUACCUGUGUGUGUAAACCAGGUUUCUCUGGGCCAAAGUGUGAAACAGUCGUUUCAUGUGAUCCACUCUCUGCACCACUACAUGGCAGGAUGAAUUGCUCCGGUCUAUUUGGGAAUCAUUCCUUCAACUCAAACUGUACAUUUUCUUGUGCUGGUGGUUAUAAACUGAAUGGUACAGCUGAGCUCAAAUGCAAUUCCUCAGGUGCAUGGAACUCACCACCACCUUCAUGUGCAGCUGCAAAAGUACAAUGUCCAGAGGACUGCAAAGAACAAGUCAACAACUUCACCCGUGUGUGUAAACAAGGUUUCUCUGAGCCAAAGAGUGAAACAGAUUAA